GCAAAACGCGGCACGCGCCUCAUCCGUUCCGACCGGCAUGUGCAUGCAAUUUUGGUAUAUUUUUAGUUGUGCAGUUUUGUUUUGAUUAUUUGUUUUUUUUUUUUUUCGUAACCAAACCGGAAGAUAACCCGACGACGACUGCUGCGAGUCACCAACACGGUUUGGUUUUAAGAUGACCAACGACAUGGAAAUCACCAACAAAUCGUUUCAUCUGCGGUGGAACAACCACUUGGAGAAUUUACGUUCCCUGUUCGAAUGUCUUUUCAACGAGCAGAUACUGGUCGACGUGACCAUAGCCUGUCAAGACGGUUUGCUCAGGGCGCACAAACUGAUUUUGUCGGCUUGCAGUCCGUACUUUGAGACGAUUUUCCAAGAAAAUCCCUGUAAACACCCGACGGUGAUCAUGAGAGGGGUUACUCUGCACGAAAUGCAAAGUUUAUGUCAGUACAUGUACGUGGGUUCGGUGGAAGUCCAAGAGUGCAAUUUGAGUUCACUGUUAAAAGUAGCCAGAGAGCUACAAAUCAAAGGUCUGUCAGAAAAAACCGUAUCCGACCAACCGAGGACCAAACCGGUGGCGUUCAACCAGAAGCCCAUCAAACUAGAGACUACGGACCCCGACGUGAACGUCAAGUUAGAAAUGACCAACGGCAGCACCAGUUCGAACGAACCCGAACCCGACUCCGGCGGCAACUACCACGUGCCGUGCGAGGACGAUUCGUACGACAACAGCAGCUCCUUCGAGCACACGAACAUGCUCAGCCCGCAGGUGAUGAUGAUGGACGAGCAGGCGGACGAAAACAACAAACCCACCAUACUGUCGCAGCCCAAGUACCAUCAUCAUCCGUUCCAGGUGAACUUCCAGGCGAUGGGCAACGCGGAGUCGCCGCAGAGCAAGAUCGUCGGCGCCGUCGAGUGUCCCACGUGCCAGCGGACGUUCCUCAACAAGCAGAACCUGCGCCGGCACAUGCAGACCCACUCGGGGCUGAAACCGCACCAGUGUUCCUAUUGCAACCUGUCGUUCCUGAGGCUGUCGCACUUGCAGAGACACCACCGGACGCACACGGGCGAACGGCCGUUCACGUGCACCGAGUGCCCGAAGAGCUUUUCCCGGUCCGACAAGCUGAGGUAUCACAUUAUGCAGCAGCACGCCGCCAUGGCGCACCUGCCGGGACCCAAGCAGAGAGGUAGACCCAAAAAGUUUGAGUCGCCCACCAACAACGUAGACGUGACUAUGGUUGCCAACAUACAGAACUACGAAGAACAGUGUGUACCCGUACCCGUCCAAGAGCUGCAAGAACCUUUGAACUUGGCUCAUUAGAUCUCCAAGAUUUCCAUAAUUAUUAUUAUUAUCAUUAUUAACUUAAGAGUGUUAUUUUUAGUUUUUUUUACCUUCAUGCUUUGAUUUGAUUCUCAUUAAUCGUAUACUAUAUAGAUUAUUAUACGAACAACGUAAUAAUUUGUCAGUGGAUUUUUCAAGACACUUUUAU
This is a messenger RNA of Adelges cooleyi (spruce gall adelgid), 1487 nucleotides long. RefSeq names its product oocyte zinc finger protein XlCOF28-like. NCBI's taxonomy places the organism in Eukaryota, Metazoa, Arthropoda, Insecta, Hemiptera, Adelgidae. Gene Ontology annotation, cellular component: nucleus. Gene Ontology annotation, biological process: regulation of transcription by RNA polymerase II. The coding region runs from base 173 to 1318 and encodes 381 amino acids. Gene Ontology annotation, molecular function: protein binding. The transcript has 6 exons. The record is from RefSeq and is a predicted model, not a curated record.